UCGUAUAUCAUUCACAUUUUCUCCUAGCUUUUCUUCAGUUAUGAAGGUCAUUCUCUUUUGCCUUUAUGCUUCUUUUUAUAUAACCUCUAGCAAGGGCACAAUGAAUCUACCAAAAAAUGUCAGUGUACAAGCAAUUUUAGCAUUUGGAGACUCGAUAUUGGAUACGGGGAAUAAUAACUACAUCCAAACUUGGGUCAAGGCUAAUUUCCCCCCUUAUGGAAGGGAUUUUAUGGGAAGAAAACCGACGGGAAGGUUCUCAAAUGGGAAAAUCGUUGCUGAUGUUUUCGCCAAGGAAUUAGGAGUGAAGGAGUAUCUUCCGGCAUAUCUAGACCCUUCCAUACAAGACAAAGAUCUUCAAACCGGUGUUAGCUUUGCUUCUGCCGGUUCUGGAUAUGAUCCCCUAACAACCAAAAUAACGUCUUCUAUACCACUACCGGUUCAGUUGGACAUGUUCAAACAAUACAUUGGGAAGCUAGUAAGGAACAAUGGGAAAGAAGCUGCCAAGAAUAUAAUCAGCAACAGUGUAUAUUUUGUUUCUGCAAGCACCAACGAUUUUAUAGCAAACUACUUUACUUUCCCCACCAGAAGAUCACAAUAUGAUAUCCGUGCAUAUAAUGAUAUGCUGGUAAAGCGGGCUGUAGGCUUUGUACAGGAUUUACACAAACUAGGAGCAAGAAAAAUAGUUGUCCUUGGCGCACUCCCAAUCGGUUGUCUACCGAUUGAUAGAACGGUAGCUGGAGGACUGCGUAGAAUGUGUGUAGACAAGUACAAUAAAGCAGCACAAUUAUUCAACAGCAUGCUAAUAGAAAAGCUCCAACUACUAGCAAGCAGCCUUCCUCAGUCCAAGGUUGCCUAUGGGGAUAUCUACAAUCCACUCUUACGUAUUAUUGAGAACCCUCAACGAUAUGGCUUGGAAGUCACAGAUAGAGGCUGUUGUGGGACAGGAAUUAUAGAAACGGCUUUCGCAUGUAACAAGUUCAGCCCAACGACGUGCAGCGACCCCUCUAAAUACCUAUUCUGGGAUAGUGUCCACCCAUCAGAGAAUGGAUAUAGCAUCUAUGUGGAUCAAGUUCUACCAGAUUUGGUAAAAAGUUUGUUCUGAUAAAUUUUUAGUGGAAAUAAGGGACCUUGUUUAAUGAAUGCCUAAGAAUUUGUUGUUGGAGUGAAAUCGAUUGAAGGAUAAUCUACCAGAUUUGGUAAAAAGUUUGUUCUGAUAAAUUGUUAGUGGAAAUAAUGGACCUUGUUUAACGAAUGCCUAGUAAUUUGUUGUUGGAGUUAAA
This is a messenger RNA of Helianthus annuus (common sunflower), 1280 nucleotides long. RefSeq names its product GDSL esterase/lipase At5g42170. The coding region runs from base 41 to 1102 and encodes 353 amino acids. Gene Ontology annotation, biological process: lipid metabolic process. Gene Ontology annotation, molecular function: lipase activity. The record is from RefSeq and is a predicted model, not a curated record. Lineage: Eukaryota; Viridiplantae; Streptophyta; Magnoliopsida; Asterales; Asteraceae. Gene Ontology annotation, cellular component: extracellular region. The transcript has 5 exons.